Molecule: messenger RNA, 2149 nt
Organism: Cuscuta epithymum
Lineage: Eukaryota; Viridiplantae; Streptophyta; Magnoliopsida; Solanales; Convolvulaceae
Source: the annotation of a GenBank genome assembly
CAUGAGACCAAACACUAGAUUAGAGCUCGAAACCUUACGCCACUAAUUCCUCGUCUAGAUUAGAGCUCGAAACCUUACACCACUAAUUCCUCGUCUAGCCGAGAUUAGAGCUCGAAACCUUACACCAAAUUCCAGCUUUGGAUGUUCUGGGCUCUCUGCUCGUUAACAGCCCUUAUACGCGCCCAAGAAACCUCCGCUCUCUCUGUCCGCUAGACUUGGAAACGAGGAAGUGACGAAGUGAAGGACUCAAGGAGGACCGACGACGGCGACGACUCGCCUGACUGACUGACGACCGCCGCCACCCAUCACCAACGCCAUCCCUCCACUGGACCACAGCGCCCCGCCUCCACGAAUGCAGGCUGUCCACCGCUCCACGACUGCAGGUCCGCAACUGCGCAGUAUUGGCGGUAACUCAAGGGUUGCGGAAGGAUAAGAGGUCUGGACUGCGGCGAACUUUCCUCUGCGUGAUGUUACUCACGUUGGCGGCUUCUCUGAAUUAGAAGAGCGCAGAAACGAAAAAUAAAGGGUUAUGUCUGGCGUCGAAAGAGAUAAAGCUCAUCCGCGAAGCUGAACAGGAGCAAACAGGAGCAAGCGGCACGUUUUUCCAGCAGGAAUGGAUGGAAGAGAGGGUUCCAGACAAGCAUGGUAACCAGAAACCUCUUGAUGACAGGUUAAACUUUUAAUCUGAGCGUUUCUUAAAGCUUAGAAUGGCAAGAGUUUGUUUGGGGUGUAAUUGGGUGAUAAUGCCAGAAAUUUACUUUUCCAUAAUUUUGGGGACUGAGAAUGGAAUACAAGAAUGAGCCCAUGGACCUCAACCUCCAAAGCCCAGCCGCAAAAUCUCCAGCACCACUGCCGGUGACGCCACUGUCCUCCCAAAUAUUGCGUCAGUGGAGACCAGCCGCUCAGAGGAAUCUCAAAAACCAGUGGUUGAAAUUGGUUUCUCUAUGGAACGACUGGUUAUCUUCCUCCUCUACUGCUCGCUCCCACGCCACUUCUCUAGUAAACUCUUAUCUCUCGCAGAGGUACAUGGAUGCAAUGGAAUUUGGAAUUUUGAGUGACAUGCCAGAAUUACAAAAGAAAGCAUGCCACAAGUUACACAAGCAGCAGGUGAUCAAUAGGGGUCAGCUCUUGUUGACAUACAAAAGUAUGGUCGGCAUUGUAACUCAGAUGGUAAAGGCUUCUAGAUCUAUGAGGUGUUAUGUCAAAGGUACGGGUGACAGCCCAAUUGUACAGUUUUCUUGCAACCCUGAUGCUGAUGAUUCUCAUCAGAUUGACAGUAGUGGAGUUCCUGUAUUCUCCUUUUGGUCAAUAUCUUCUUUUGAGCAACUGGCAGAAGAGCUGGUUCACAUGUUAAAAUGUGAAAUGAAUUUAAAGCGGGUACUUAUAAUGGAAUUUUGCUCCAUUAGUGACAAAGAAAACAGCAUUCAUUGGUCAGAAGAGUUGUAUUUAGGGGAGUUUGGUGAUCUCAUUAUAUGCGAUUUGUACUCCAAUGGACCAAUUUUCCCGGGUCAAACAAAUUGCAAAUCAACUAUACCUACAAAUUCACCUCUUGAUCAAACUGAGAGGAAUGUUCUCCAGGUAUAUCUAACAACGUGGCUUGCAGAAGUGAAACUCGACAGAUUUAGGAUUGAUGAAAUAUUUUCUAUAGUUGGAGAGGAAUUGCAUGUGACACUCUCUUGAAGUUCUUGUUGCCCUGGAGUCCGGAGCUACACAACCCACUGACUGCUUUAGUUAUUUUCUUGAUUCUUUAUUAGUAUUAAUCAUUUCAUAGGAACUCGGCUGCAGAAGCAAUUGUUGAAGGAAUGUGAAUUCAGUAUUUUACAUUUUAAAGGAACAAUUUACCAUCUCAGCACUUAACGGGUGAGAUGGUAAAUUGAUAUUUACCAUCUCAGCACUUAACAGGUGAGAUGGUAAAUUGAUAAUUAAUGAAAAGCACAUCACUUCCUCCACCCAAGGUUCUGACUUUUGAAGCAACUUAUUUAAAUUAUUAUGUUUGAAAUUGCUUCAUGAAGCACUUCUCAGCUUCUGGAAAAAUGGCUAAAAAGGGUGUUUGUAAAUACAAACGUCAGCUUAAAUUUAAGUAAGGGUUGUAAACGAAUCGUAUCAAACCGAAUACUUAACAAUAUUAUUCAUAUUCGUAUAAUUAUCG